Messenger RNA from Leucoraja erinaceus (little skate), 3736 nucleotides. It is a transcript of the gene kcnk3a, whose product is annotated as potassium channel, subfamily K, member 3a. The coding region runs from base 432 to 1559 and encodes 375 amino acids. Gene Ontology annotation, molecular function: potassium ion leak channel activity; open rectifier potassium channel activity. Gene Ontology annotation, biological process: potassium ion transmembrane transport; stabilization of membrane potential. Gene Ontology annotation, cellular component: membrane. The transcript is spliced from 3 exons. The record is from RefSeq and is a predicted model, not a curated record. Lineage: Eukaryota; Metazoa; Chordata; Chondrichthyes; Rajiformes; Rajidae.
UUCCUAUUCGAGAGCGACUGUUUCAGAAGGGGCUUCGAGUGGGGGAGGAGGAGGUUGCGGAUUUUUUUUUUUUUAAGAUCAAUUUAUUAGCUUCCAACUCCAAAAGUAACCCAUCAACUUCCCUUCGAUGUAUGUGCAUUUCGGAGUAAGGUGCAGCUGAGGAUGCGAGGCUUUUGUACACUUGCCGUGGCGUGCGUCAGCUCUUGUAUCGCCAAGAAACCCUCCUCCCCUCCUCUGCCUCCCUCUCCCCCAACUCUCCUCCCCUAAUAUGGCCAGGAAGAGCCGACAGCGGGAACAGGGUGGGCGUGGCGACGGGGCUCGGCGGUACUGAAAGAGAGCUCCGCGCGUUGAAGGGUGUGGGUUGCUGCUCUCCCCGCACCCUCCACCCUUGUGCGGCGCAUCAUGAGUCCAGCGGCUGGCGGAGCGGCGCCAUGAAGCGCCAGAAUGUGCGGACUCUCGCCCUCAUUGUCUGCACCUUCACCUACCUGCUGGUCGGAGCCGCCGUCUUCGAUGCCCUGGAGUCCAAGCAGGAGACCUCGGAGAAGAAGAACUUGGAUGAAAGGAGGUUCGAGCUCAUGAGCAAAUACAACCUGAGCGAGAAGAAAUACGAAGAACUGGAGCUGGUGGUCUUGAAACUCAAGCCGCAUCAAGCAGGAGUCCAGUGGAGAUUUGCCGGCUCUUUCUAUUUCGCCAUCACUGUGAUCACAACUAUAGGAUAUGGCCACGCUGCGCCGAGCACAGAUGGAGGAAAGAUUUUCUGCAUGUUUUACGCCUUGCUCGGGAUUCCACUCACCCUGGUCAUGUUUCAGAGCAUGGGAGAGAGAAUCAAUACAUUUGUCAAAUAUCUCCUACACAGAAUCAAGAAGUGCCUGAGAAUGAAACAUACAGAAGUCUCCAUGGCAAACAUGGUCAUCAUUGGCUUUUUUUCCUGCAUUAGCACCCUAUGCAUCGGGGCUGCUGCAUUCUCAUAUUAUGAGGAUUGGACCUUUUUCCAUGCAUAUUACUAUUGCUUCAUCACACUCACCACCAUUGGUUUUGGGGACUAUGUGGCCCUGCAGAAACACGAUGCUCUUCAAAAUGAUCCCCACUAUGUGGCGUUUAGCUUUGUCUACAUUUUGACGGGCCUGACAGUUAUUGGAGCUUUCCUCAAUCUGGUGGUUCUGAGGUUCAUGACGAUGAACUCUGAAGAUGAAAAACGGGAUGCAGAACAGAAAGCAUUGCUCAGAAGAAAUGGACAAACUACCAUCCGCACAACAGAAACCUCUGGCAACUUCCGGAACAUGUACGCAGAAGUUCUUCAUUUUCACUCCAUGUGUUCAUGUCUCUGGUAUAAGAGUCGGGAAAAAUUGCAUUAUUCAAUACCAAUGAUCAUUCCCAGAGACAUAUCAACGUCUGACACUUGCAUCGAACAGAGCGAUGCAUCUCCAAAUAGGCUUCCAGAGGCCUUUACCAAUGGGUGUGUGUGUAAUCUCCACAGGUCCACCAUUAGCUCAGUGUCUACGGGACUUCAUAGUUUGUCUGCCCUCAAAGGAUUUACAAAAAGAAGAAGUUCUGUGUAAUAAGGAUUCAGUAGAUUAAUUCUAAUGUUAAUUAAUGGCAUUUGAACGAUUAACAGUAUUUUGGAGUUGAUAGGUGAAUCGGACCAUAUUAAUAUAUUGAAAAUCAACAUCAAAUAUAUUGUAAAUCUGUUCAAAAAAAUUACUGAAAACACUCAGCAGGUCAGGUAGCAUUUUUGGAAAGAGAAACAGUCAUUAUUUCAGGUCAAUUGAAACAUGGAUUCAAUUUUGUUUUCCACACACAGUAUGUUACUUGACCUGCUGAGUGUUUCUGGUGAUUUCUGGGUUAAUAUAUCAUCAGGCAAAAAUAUCACUUAGUCAAAAAUGUGUUGUAAGAAAGUUAUGGGAAAGAAUUUAGACAAACCACUCAACACACUAAUAUGAACAGGGGCAGAGCCAGGUUUAAACAAUGCACUUGCCCCCAGAAGUGAUGCUAGAAUUAAAUAUCACUUAGGAUAAACAUGGGACGCACAGUCAUAUAUAUUUAUAAGUAUCCUGAUGGGAUGAAUAACUACCUAUAAUGCACUGGUGUAAUGGUUUCACAUUGCUCGAGGUGUUACUUAUAUUGAGGAAUGUUUGCAUGCAGUUUGGGAUCUGCAAAUGUGUCAGCACUGCAGUGGGUGUCACAAUCAUUGCUCAUCACACCAGAGAGUGUGGGCUUGGAGUGAAACUGACAUUGAAAAGAAAAGGAGUGGCUGGAGUUGGAAUUGAAGGAUGGAAUCAAGAAUGUGAAGCCAUCAGUUUGAUGCAGAGCUCACCCCCAAUGGCUAUGAUGGAAUGAACUAGAAAUCUGACACGGAGCAUCAUAAUUUGCUAAGUGGUCUACCGAAUUUCCAAAAUACUUGACAAAAAGCUGCACUACUGUAGUAGAUGAGAUAGAUGUGUAAGGUUUGAUUAGUAAGGGAGUCAGGGGUUAUGGGGAGAAGGCAGGACAAUGGAAGUAAGAGGGAACAAUGGGUCAGCCAUGAUUGAAUGGUGUAAUAGACGAUGGGCCGAAAGGCCUAAUUCUGCUCUUAGAACUUAACAUGAUAUACCAGAGACAGGUGUGCAGGUUGAAAAAUCAAGGGUCUCGACCCAAAACAUCACCCAUACCUUCUCUCUAGAGAUGCUGCCUGUCCCGCUGAGUUACUCCAGCAUUUUGUGUCUACCAAUAAUAUAUUUAAAUUUGAGUUUUCCACCUCUUUCAGGAAAUGAUUUGGGGUUUUGAAUGCUUCAUGCCUUCACCCACCAUUUCCUGAAGUCAAGUGAUGAAUAAUGCGGUAGCCCUCCAGGAGGCCAUCGCAAUUACCUGAGAGACCAGACUGAUGAUUCACCUGUCUUUUAGCUGGUAUAACUCAGCAAAUGAAGACGUCAAGAUGUGUUGACUAGGACAGUUGAAUAGAAAUACAUAUAUUCCAUUUCAAGCUACCUGCUGGACACCUGCUGUAAAUCUCAGAUGUAGAUAUUAUUAAAAUAUAUAAAGUAUUGUGAAUAACUUUAUAGUUUAAUAAUCACCACUCAGAGUAUAUUGAGUUUUAAAUAUGGUUACAUGCCAAUUGUCAUGUCUUCUGUGUCUGACUUUGUUUUUUAUAUUUGUAUGUAUUAUUUAAAUUAUCUUUUAAAUUGCCUGUUAAUUUAUAUCAACAUUAAUUAAUGAACUAAUCAUGCAUUUGGUAUUUUACGCUCUUUGUAAUGCUGAGCUAAGCAGAUUUAUAACUUCCUUAAAACAUCAGAAAGCAUAAGAUGGAACGAUAUAUGGAUCAUGUAUUUUUGAAAAAGUGUAAGAAUGUGUCUAGGAUUCAAACUAUCAGGAUGGUUAUUAUAUCAAUGGUUAUUAUAGAGUUAUAUUCAAUUUAAUAUCUAAAUAAUUAUAAGAUGAAUGAAAAUUGUAUUUAUUUGGAAUCAAUUUGAACUUCUUUCCCAGUUGCCUUUCCUCAGGCAUACAGUACAUGCAUACUUCAGUCCAGCUGUUUGUGUUUAGAAAUUCAAAGCAGAGAUUUUAUUUUAAAUUUAACCAAGCACACAGGUGACAAGGAAGACAAGAUAGCAAUCAAUAAUAAUUAUAUUGAGUUUCAAGCCCAGAACAUUGAAGCACGAAGAAAGGACUAAAUAUAAGGAGAAAGGCAAUGCAAGAGAAAAUAGUUUAACUAUAAUGUAUGUUACACGUAAUUGCUCAACAUAUAUCCAAAAAAACAAAAUAA